CUUCCCCCCGUGUGAUGAGGUUGGUUGAACACAACAUACCGGGGGCUGAGAAUAGCAGGAUUGCGGACUUCAUGGGCAACAACAAUGGAAUAAAAUCACACUUACCCCCCCGACCUUUUUUUCGUUUCCUCUUAUCCCCUCUUUUCGUUUCCUACUAGAUCGUCACUCCCUUGAAUCGCCAGCUGGUUCUUUCUUUCUUUUUUUUCUUCGUUAUCAUUUUCUUCGCUUUAGGCGUCCAUUCCUUUAAAAACGAAAUCCAUGAUGCGCUAUCUAUCAUUCCUUCCAGUAGUGCUAUGUGCCCUAACAGGCGCGAUUGGGGCAUUCGCACAGGGGACCAGCGGGCAGAAUGCAAUCACAUACCCACUUGGUGGUUCUUUGGAUUCUACCGUGCCCCUCACUAUCACUUGGACCCCCACCACCCAAGGAACAAUCACCAUAAGCCUCCUCAAGGGACCUCCCAGUAACCUCAUAGACCUCGGACCAAUCGCCGCAUCCAUCAGCAAUGGUGGAACCUUCACAUGGACCAUCCCAAAUUCACUGCAGGACAGUGGAUCAAUGCCAAAGGGGGAUAAAUACGGCUUCAAGAUCAUCGACGACGCGACCAAAACCUUCGAAUACAGUCCUCCAUUCGAUCUCUCGAUCCCGGACUCUACCUUCGGUGGUGCCACCGCAAGCGGGACUACCAACCCAACUGCAUCACUAACCACCUCCAUCUCAUCAGCCCCAUCCCAGCCUUCUUCCUCCACCGCAACCCCCACCCCUACUUCCGCGAGUACAGCCACCGAGGAGUCCACCUCUGACCUCCCCUCGACAACAACUCAACCCCUAGUACCCACUAGUACAGACCAGCCAAACGGCACCCCUACCUCGCUCGAGAUUUCCCUACAAUCAACUCUGGCCGCCGCCACAACCACAUCAGUGCCUAAACCCCCGCAAUCGAAAGCGGCGGACAUCCUCGCCCCGAAUACGGGCCCGAAUGUCAUAAUGAUUAUAGGUGUGGCAGCUGGUGCCUUUGGCGGUCUUGCGCUUCUGAUCGUUGGUAUCGUUGUGUUUAUCAAGUGCCGGAAGAGACGGUCGAGGGCUAGGGCCAGAGCACCCUUGGUUUCGGUACAGCCCCCGGUGGGGGGUAUGAGAGGGUAUGGGGUGGAUGGGAUGUAUAACCGAGUUUGA
Messenger RNA from Tuber melanosporum (Perigord truffle), 1170 nucleotides. RefSeq lists its product as uncharacterized. The transcript has 3 exons. The coding region runs from base 259 to 1170 and encodes 303 amino acids. The record is from RefSeq and is a predicted model, not a curated record. Lineage: Eukaryota; Fungi; Ascomycota; Pezizomycetes; Pezizales; Tuberaceae.